Pezoporus flaviventris is the source of this 3313-nucleotide messenger RNA. It is a transcript of the gene RTF2, whose product is annotated as replication termination factor 2. The coding region runs from base 40 to 960 and encodes 306 amino acids. NCBI's taxonomy places the organism in Eukaryota, Metazoa, Chordata, Aves, Psittaciformes, Psittacidae. Gene Ontology annotation, biological process: site-specific DNA replication termination at RTS1 barrier; mitotic DNA replication termination. The transcript has 9 exons. Gene Ontology annotation, cellular component: nucleus. The record is from RefSeq and is a predicted model, not a curated record.
AGGAAGUGGACGCGGAAACGCUGGGGGUGGGGGAGCAAGAUGGGAUGCGAUGGUGGCACCAUCCCCAAGCGCCAUGAGCUGGUCAAGGGACCCCGCAAAGUCGAGAAGGCUGACAAAAAUGCUGAAUUGGUGGCAAAAUGGCACUACUGUGCUCUGAGUCAGGAGAAGUUGCGUCGCCCCAUUGUGGCCUGUGAGCUGGGCAGGUUGUAUAAUAAAGAUGCCAUCAUUGAAUUUUUGUUGGAUAAGUCAGCUGAUAAAACUCCUAUGACAGCUGCAUUACAUAUCAAGAGCAUCAAGAAUGUAACAGAACUAAAGCUUGCAGAUAAUCCAGGUUGGAGUGGUGAUAAAGAGAGUAUAAAAGGUGACAAAUAUGAUGACAUGCAGUCUGCCCGCUUCAUAUGCCCAGUGGUGGGAUUAGAAAUGAAUGGAAGACAUAGGUUUUGCUUCUUGAGAAACUGUGGCUGUGUGUUCUCUGAACGUGCUCUCAAAGAAAUUAAAUCGGAAGUUUGUCAUAAGUGUGGUGUUCCCUUUCAAGAGGAAGAUGUGAUUAUCCUUAAUGGCAAUAAAGAAGAUGUGGAAGUAUUGAAGAAAAGAAUGGAGGAUAGAAGACUUAAAAGUAAAUUAGAAAAGAAAUCAAAGAAAUCCAAGUCAGCAGAAUCAGCUUCUCAGCAAGGUACCACUGAAGAUUCUCCAGGUCCGUCAAAGGCUAAGGAUGGAAAGGAGUGUAUCAGUUCCAGUUCUGGGGAAAAGAGGCAGGUUACCCUCACCAAAAGUUCAGAUAAUGGAAAUUCAUCUGUCCCAGGAAAAGUCAAUAAGGCUUCUGCUACUACUACGAAGAGAUCCAUUGCGGACAGUGAGAAGUCUGAAGCAUACAAAUCUAUUUUUACAUCGCAUAGCUCAGCAAAACGUUCAAAGGAAGAGUGUUCCAAUUGGGUUACUCACACAGCAUACUGCUUCUGAAAUAAUGAUGAGCCUGAAUGUAACAUUCAUUACUGCUUUUCUUCCCUAAGGCUUUUUCUAUAACUGAUACAGAACUUUUGUUGUAAUCUGAUGCUAUCUGGGUUUAUGCAGUUUGUAAACUGUUUAUAAACUUAUGGAUAACUAGCAAACUUGCAUUAGUUGCAGCUUCUAUUACGUAAGAAAUAGAUCCCCAGAACCCAUGCUGUAUCAGCAGACCUGAUUCUAAAAUGGAUUAUCCGCACAUAAAUUUUUCUUCUCCCAGUUGGAUGCUGUCAUUCUUACUCACAGCAGCUAGUGUCCUCAGUAGUAACAGUGAGAGGAGGAGGAUCUGCCUACUGUCCUCUUGUGUUAUCGUAGAAUCAAGAAAUGAUUGGGGUUGGAAGGGACCUUAAAGAUCAUCCCGUUCCAGCUGCCUGCCACGGGCAGCAACCUCUUUGUCUGCAGACCAGGUUGCUCAAAGCCCCAUCCAGCUAGGCCUUUAACAACUUUGGGCAGCCUGUUCCUCGCCACCCUCACAGGAAACAAUUCCUGCCUCAUAUUUGAUAUUUGCUGCAACUACAAUUAUAGUUUUCAAUGUAUUAGUACAGAAAUUCACAUUUUUUGUAACUUUCUGACAGCUAACUAGGUAGAGCUAGUAUGUUUCUUAAAGGUUCUAUAAGUAUUUUCAAGUAAUUUGCCUUUUGAUGGAGUACAUGAAUGGAUAAUAAUGAAACUGUUUGUACAGCAUUCUUCUCGUACAUGUUGUUGUAGGCUGUUUUUAAUAACCAAGUAUUCCCUUGUAAAUCGCUAUCUACAAAGAUGAGCCUGCGAUAGCUUUCUGGGGUUUCCCCAGAAAGGUUUUGAGGGUUUUCUUUUUGGGUGUGUGUUUUAAAGUUAGAAUUACCAGGUGUGAGCUUUCUUUUUUCAGAGGAUCAGAAUACAAUGGAACAAACUUAUGAGUUUCCUUAUUUUUCUGCUGAAACAGUAAGGUUCUGUGUAACUCUGAGGAGCAAUUUGCCAUUUUGAAUUUGGCAGCUUACAUGAAAAUACAAGCAUUUGCACAGGGUGAGAGAGAAAUGAGUGGUGACAGAACAGGAACAGGCAGAUCUCAACUGGCUUUUUAGGGAGAAAUAAGUGGGCACCAGUGUCAGGGGAAUCAAAUCCACUGGUGACUGAUGGAGGGAACCGUGCCAGGCUGGAUUAGCUUUUGCAAACGUUUCUCUUGCACUUUGCAGGCAACUGAAAUGUGCUGCUUUCACAUCUGUAGCACACAUUUCUGACAUAAAGCUCUUACCAGGAAGCAACGACUGCUUGUUACAGGAAGAUGCUAGGUUUAGUACUCGCUCAGUUUUGCUUUUAUAUUUAUACUUUUGAUCCCUGAGAUGUUGAUUUAAAUGAAACUUGCUCUUGUUGUGUGACCAUAAUGCUUCAUGGUCAGUUGAACUGAUAGACAAGUGCUUAUUUGGUCAGUGCUACAACAGAAUAACUUUUUAUGGGCUUUCCUUUGCCCCUUGUAUUCUUAGCUAUUUUCCAAAGGCAGGAAUUCUUUUAAAAUGUUAAUGUUCCAUAGCAGUUCCAUAGCAGCUGAAUAUUUAAAUCCAAUAAUAACGACAUGAAAUGACCAGAGAGAGGGAUGGAACCCUUUCACCUUCCUCUCUUCCUCUGUUAAAAUACGCUUUUAUAAUCUUGGCACAAACUAACCAGAAUAGAAAUGCAGAAAGUAGGAGGCUUGUAAAACCGCUGCAUGAUGUUACAUUGUUACCUUGUGCAUGAAAAUGAUUCAUUAUCCUCAUAAUUUAUGUUUAAAACUGUCCCCAUUUCUAAUUGGCAAUAGUGAAUUGCAGGUUCAAAUGCUGUGUUUACAGUUGUGUAGGUGGUCUCCAUGAUUCAGGUGUGUUGAAUGAAACUGCUAGGAUUUUAUUAUUAUUUUGAUAAGUAUAAUUAAAAAUUGGCUUGUUGCAGAAUUUGUAUGGUGGUAAGCAGUUUUGGUUUCCGACGAUGGGAAUGCCUAUAUACCUCACAUCAAACAGUUUGAGGUUUACUUGAGCUUCCAGGAAGCACUCAGCCAUGGUUUGUAUGCGUGUCUAAUAAUCAGCUUUGUUCUCCUUGUUCUGUAUUCUUUUCCACUUCAUUAUUAACCUUUAUUAGUUGUUAGUUACAGAUAAUGAAAUUACUACACUAAAAGAUAUACUGUAGUAAGGCCUUCUUUUGCAGUCUAAUUCUGUUUUGACAGUACAUGUUAAAGUCCUAUUAGUGCUUUAUAGGAAUGCAUUAUUCUUCUGUUUAAAUCGGUUGUAAAUCCUAAGAGGAAUUAACUUAAUUCUUGUGAUCAAGCUAUUACUUUGCUAAAGAAUACAACACAACAUAAUAUGCA